Molecule: messenger RNA, 1836 nt
Organism: Haliotis rufescens (red abalone)
Lineage: Eukaryota; Metazoa; Mollusca; Gastropoda; Lepetellida; Haliotidae
Product: bcl-2 homologous antagonist/killer-like
Exons: 5
Coding region: 176-877 (233 amino acids)
Biological process (GO): intrinsic apoptotic signaling pathway in response to DNA damage; regulation of apoptotic process; extrinsic apoptotic signaling pathway in absence of ligand
Cellular component (GO): mitochondrial outer membrane
Molecular function (GO): protein homodimerization activity; protein heterodimerization activity
Source: RefSeq, a predicted model, not a curated record
UUAACCUUACGCCAUUUCCGGUAUAUGCCAAAGGUGUGUUGGAUCAUCAAAACAAAAGAAUUGUGAGAACUACACACAUCUACAGCAGACUAAGGACAGAUUAUAAUAUUAAAACAGAACAAUACUACAUUUGUGUGCCUGCAAUGUGAUCAGCUGACCAAGGGAGAUAACUACAAUGGCCAGCUGGAACGGAGGUGAUAGGAGCAGUGAUGAUGAUUUCAUUCACCCCUCUCGUGAACCCAAAUACAUCAUUCCGACGGUCCCACAGCCCGAGAAUCUGCGUCCUGAUACUGAGGAUAAUGUUCAGAGUCAGACGGAAGAUGUGUUCAGGAACUUUAUGUACCAGAGCUACAGGCAGACUCAAAUACGUCAACAAUACGACUCAACUCCAAGGAUACAUGAGUUCGUUAGCAUGAAUCAGGAUCCUGUCAGCUCUACAGCUCAGAUUGGCAGGCAGCUCGCUCGUAUCGGAGAUGAAAUCAACGAUCGUUUUUCUGAUGAGUUUGAUGGGAUGAUACGAAGUCUCAAACUAGACAAAAACAGUAUCUUUGAUGUUUUUACAAAUGUUGCCAAGAAGACCAUUGCUGGAGGAUUGAGCUGGGGUCGUGUGAUAGCUUUAUUGUCGUUUGGUUUCAAGAUGGUGAUGAAAGUAUUGCAGGACAGUACGGCUCAGGUGCCAGAUUUCCUGAGCACGAUCAUAUCAACUGUGGCUAGAGUAUUCCUUCUAGAGAAAAUAUCACAAUGGAUAGCUGAGCAAGGGGGCUGGAUUGCUGCUCUGACUUUUCAACCUACAGCCAGUAACCUUGCAUUGGCCAUUGUGGGUUUUGCGGCAGUCACGUCCAUAUGUGCCGUCAUUUACUACAAGACAUUCGCCUGACACUUGUCAUCACAUCAUCGUCAAUGGCAACCUAUAGAGAACAUAUUCCAACAAGAUACAUCUGUGUGAUAUUGGUUGUAUAUAAGCUGCGAGAUUGCUGUGAUUUUUGUACAGGGCACCGUGGACAAAGUGAUAGGACAAGGGACAGGCAAGGGAGUGAAGAUAGUGUCACGUUACAACAAGAACACGAGAUAAUGUCAUAGUUUUUAACUCAGUAUUUUGUUAUGGUCAUGUUACAAGAGUUAUGUCCCUUUGGCAGUUGUUACACAUUAUCAUAGUGCUCGCCAGAAAUGGUUGGUACGUUUGUUUUGACCGUAACCAUGGUAACCAAAUGAUAGGAUCUACAGGACAUUGAAAUUGUCGAUUAAAUGUUUCUGAUGGGAAUUGUUGCUUAACAUUGAUUUUUCAUAAUGUGCAUCAUGGGAGGCUGAAAAAAUCAAAUGGAUGUUCUCAGGCUACUGAAGAGUUUGCAAGCAAGAGCCUAAUUUUAAGGGGUUAAGAGAGUGUCAGUAUUUUCUGGUUUUGUCGACAAGCAUAAUCAAUUUUGUCAGGACCAAUGCAUUAGAUUGAAAUGAUGAAGUUGAUUUGGAGUUUGUACAUUUUAGCAUGAAAACCAUCAUCUUGUUUUGUAAGGAAAAUAUGACAAUCUGUCAAUAUGCUCAUGCAGAAAGGAUUCUGUUAAAUAUUCCACUCAACAUUUGCUAAGGACCACACCUUUGGAGAAAGAUGGCUGUUUUGGUCCUUAGCAAGUGUUGAGUAGUAUGUGUGUACCAACCACUCAAAUACAAAGAUGUUCCAAGGUUGUAGCUUGUUCAGAAAUUUUCUUGUUCAGAUCUUUUAUCUCAUUUUCACUAGGGGGCACGGGUGGCCCAGUCGUCUAAGGCGCCGUGAUUCGCUGUGCAGAGUUGCGUCCCUUGGGCACGCCAGAAACCUAUGAUUGUGGGUUCGAAUCCCAGUUC